AUGAAUUUCAUUGACUAUGCAUUAUUCAUCAAAUUUCUCCUUAUUGUUGUUGUCAUUUACAUUUUUCCCUAUAGGGGGGAAAAUUGGAAUGUAUACAUGGAAGAGAUAGGAGGUUUUCUGGAUGGCGAACUCAACUAUAGCAAGCUCAAAAGUAACAACGUAUCCCUGAAUUCACCUGGAGGCUUUGUUUGGCUCUAUAGCGCUCUUUAUUACAUCACUAAAGCUGGUGCAUCGAUUAGCUUAGCGCAAAUAAUCUUUUCAUACGUGUAUCUGAUAACAUUCGGAAUGGUAUUGUCUUUAUAUCGUCAAGCCGAAUUUCCAUCGUGGGUGAGUACACUACUUUUCGUCUCGCCUCGUAUCCUAAGCACCUAUUCCUUGAGCCUCUCAAAUGACUGCUGGGGUAUGUUUUUCUUAUAUGGUGCUAUCACGUUAAUUGCUGGUCGGAGAUAUUGGAAACUGGGAUGCCUCUUAUAUAGCAUGGCAGUUUCUGUUAAAUCAAGCUUGCUCUUAGUUGGACCUGGUUUGCUUUAUGUACUGUUUCGUUCACUAUCGUUUUUUAAAGUGUUGUAUUGUUUGGCGGUAUGUGUUUUGUGGCAACUCGUUGUAGGUUAUCCCUUUAUUUUUGAUGAUUGGCGAUCGUACGUGGGAAAGGUCUUUGCAUUGAGGUCGAUCUUUAUUUUUGACUGCCCAGAAAAUGAUCAAUUGUUUGAAAAAAUCUUAUGCACAACACCCUAUCGAACGCAUGUAUUUCUAGCCAUUGUUGUGGUAAGUUGGUUGUUAUUGUGGCGGCUGCGGUGGAGUACACGAUGGCGUAUAACAGUGGAUGAUGAAAAAAAGGAGGGAGAGAAGAAUGAUAUAUUUCAUGAGAAGGACUCUUGUAGAAGUCAUAUGAUAGUUCUAACUUUAUUUGAGUCUAAUUUCGCUGGCUUGCUUGUGGAAAGCAUAUUUCACUGCGGGCUUUACACCUCUUUUUUUCACAUGCUUCCUUACAUUUUGUACAGCACUGAAUAUCCUAUUUGGCUCAGUUCUGUUGUGCUAGGUUUGAUCAUACAAGGCUUUGAAAUUUUCCCACCUACACACGGUCAUUCUAUACUCAUGAUGACAGGUAUCAUAUCAUUAAUAUUAGGAAUUUUGUUCUUUGGAACCAAUAAUAACAUCCGGCGUGCACACAAAAAAGGUGCUGCUAAAAUUAUAGAGGAGGAAUAUGACUCCAAUAAUUUUUCUUUACCGAGCUCAUCUAAAGUAUGA
Molecule: messenger RNA, 1248 nt
Organism: Phytomonas sp. Hart1
Lineage: Eukaryota; Euglenozoa; Kinetoplastea; Trypanosomatida; Trypanosomatidae
Source: the annotation of a GenBank genome assembly